Hipposideros armiger (great roundleaf bat) is the source of this 2675-nucleotide messenger RNA. RefSeq names its product legumain (gene LGMN). The transcript is spliced from 14 exons. The coding region runs from base 149 to 1450 and encodes 433 amino acids. Gene Ontology annotation, molecular function: cysteine-type endopeptidase activity. The record is from RefSeq and is a predicted model, not a curated record. Gene Ontology annotation, biological process: vacuolar protein processing. NCBI's taxonomy places the organism in Eukaryota, Metazoa, Chordata, Mammalia, Chiroptera, Hipposideridae.
GGUCGCUGCGCCGCAAUCACUGCAGGGCGGACGCUUGGAGGACGCUCGUCUGAGGCUGCGCGCGCGAGGGUUUCCCACGGUCUUCUCGCCUCCGCCGCCGUCGCGGUCACCCAUCGCAGGUUUCUGCAGUUGAACUCUGCGGUGCAGAAUGAUUUGGGAAGGAGCUGUGUUGCUCAGCUUGGUCCUGGGGAUCGGUGCUGUCCCCAUCGAUGAUCCUGAGGACGGAGGCAAGCACUGGGUGGUCAUCGUCGCAGGUUCAAACGGCUGGUAUAAUUAUAGGCACCAGGCAGAUGCGUGCCACGCCUACCAGAUUGUUCACCGCAAUGGGAUUCCCGAUGAGCAAAUCAUUGUGAUGAUGUAUGACGACAUUGCCAAUUCUGAGGACAAUCCCACUCCAGGCAUUGUGAUCAACAGGCCCAAUGGCUCGGAUGUGUAUGAGGGAGUCCUGAAGGACUACACCGGCGAGGAUGUCACCCCGCAAAAUUUUCUUGCUGUGUUGAGAGGUGAUGCAGAAGCAGUGAAGGGCAAAGGAUCUGGAAAGGUCUUGAAGAGCGGCCCCCGGGAUCAUGUGUUCGUUUACUUCACCGAUCAUGGAGCUACUGGAUUACUGGCUUUUCCUAACGAUGAUCUUCAUGUCAAGGACCUGAAUCAUACCAUCCGUUACAUGCACAAACACAAGAUGUACCAGAAGAUGGUGUUCUACAUCGAAGCCUGUGAGUCUGGGUCUAUGAUGAGUGACCUGCCCAGCGACAUCAAUGUUUAUGCAACUACUGCCGCCAAUCCUGACGAGUCAUCCUACGCCUGUUACUACGAUGAGCAGAGGUCCACAUACCUGGGGGACUGGUACAGUGUCAACUGGAUGGAAGACUCGGAUGUGGAGGACUUGACCCAGGAGUCUCUCCACAAGCAGUACCAGCUGGUCAAAUCCCACACCAACACCAGCCAUGUCAUGCAGUACGGAAACAAGUCCAUCUCUACCAUGAAGCUGAUGCAGUUUCAGGGAAUGAAACACAAAGCCAGUUCUCCUAUCUCCCUACCUCCGGUCCAACACCUUGACCUCACUCCGAGCCCUGAGGUGCCCCUCAUGAUCAUGAAAAGGAAACUGAUGUCCACCAAUGAUCUGCAGGAGUCCAGGCGUCUUGUUGAGGAGAUCCACAUGCAUCUGGAGACCAGGCACAUCAUUGAGAAGUCCGUGCGAAAGAUUGUCUCCUUGCUCGUGGGGUCUGAUGACGAGGUGGAGAGGCUGCUGUCUCAGAAAGCCCCACUCACGGCUCACGACUGCUACCAGGCAGCCGUGUCACACUUCCGCACGUUCUGCUUUAACUGGCACUCCCCCACGUACGAGUAUGCUUUGAGACAUUUGUACGUGCUGGUCAACCUUUGUGAAAAACCGUAUCCAGUUGACAGGAUAAAAUCAUCCAUGGACAAGGUGUGCCUUGGUUACUACUGAAACGCUGCCUUCUUGAUGCUUCUCCAAGUGUGAACACCGUCCCUGGGGAUGCAUGCUAAUCAGAGACUGAAGAGGUGGAGCGAGGCAGAAGCAAACCCCAGCAGCUCCAGGCCUCCUGGGGCCGCAGCCCAGGCCUGUCUUGUCACAAGCGGGCUUGCUGCCCUUCCCCUACUGCCCUGGUCUCCUGCAGGUCCCGUGUGAUGCUCUGAGAACCUACAGAGGUGGCCGGGCAAAGCUCUGUGUUGAGAAAGGUCCAUUUGAUUUUUUAAAGUCUUUUCCCAUUAGUUUUAAGGAACGAGAGAUCCAUUCACUGGGGCUUCUUAGCCAGUGAACUUAGCCGAGGAAGUUGAACCUGGAGCCUCUUAAGUCUUCAGAAUGAUUUUACUGAAGGGGGACAUAAACCCCAAAUGGAAAACUGUUUUUCGAAAAUAAUAUAAUUUUUAAUUGCUUUUGUAUUUUAUUCCCCAAUGAGGACAUGUCUUAAAAAAAUAAAGAUGAUGACUGACCCCCAGUGCUCAUCCCGGGCCCUGAUUUCACAGUGUGUGCCCCCGGCCACAUCCCCCGCCUCCCUUCCACCCUCUGCCGCCUGCUCCUCUGCUCCUUGGGCUCCGCAGCCCCCUGUGCCUUCGCCUCCUGCACUUUCUCCUGCCCUGGAGCACCUUGCCCUCCACCGGGCAGACCCUCGAGGUGGGUCUGCAAGUACUGCUUCUCCCUCGAACCUCCUUCAGCGUCCUCUCUGCACCCGUCAGAAGGCCCCGCUCCUCUGUCUGUGUGCAUGUUCUUUAGUCUCCACAGUGCGUGUCAGGGUCUGCCCUUAUACCACGUGCGGGGCUGGAGGCUGCCUGACCCGUCUGUGUUUCCCAUGGCGCAGUGCUCCUCACGGGGUGCUCGCGGUGGGUUUGUGAAAGACGUGUAAGAGGAGCACUAACCAUGUCCGCGCCGUGGCGUGUCGUGCAGCAGUGAGAAGGCAGGGAGCACUAGAGCCAUGCUGCAGCAGUAAGCCGCGCGAGAAGCCCAUCGCAAAGGCCACAUGUUCUAUGAUUCCUUGAUAUCUAGUGUCCAGAAUAAGCAAAUCGAGACGCAGAAAGCAGAUGACUGGGGAGAGGGAAUCGGGAAAUGGUGACUGCUGAUGGCCGUAAGGGUUCUUCCCGAGGUGAUGAAAAUGUUCUAAAAUUGAUUAUGGUGAUGAAUGUACAACUCUGAAUAUACUAAAAACCAAACUGUA